AUGGGUAGCCAUUUUGUUUUCGAGCAAUACGAAAGUCGAAGGAGUGAAGAGCCAUCACACUUUCCCGCUGAAACUAAAAUGAUCCGGUUAACCCGACAGGUUAUACCUAUGCAAAACUUUGUAAGAAUCUUUGCCAGAUCUAUGGGCAAAGUGGACCAAUUUAAGUGGAAACCCCACAAGAAAAAGCCAAACAAGAAACCAAAGUUCUCUGUGAUCUUAAAGGAGCCGAUGGACGGACUAGGAAAUAGUGGUCAGCUAGUCGAAGUAGAGAGAGGCUACGCUAGAAAUUUUCUGAUCCCACAAGCUAAAGCGGUAUAUGCUACGCCAGAGAAUAAGGAGCGAUUUCUUGUGUCGUCAGAGGAUGCCGCAAAAACUGAUCCAGAAGCACAAGUUUCUAGUCGCUUUAUGCGCUUUCUAAAUCGUCUACAUUUGAAAAUUGAACGCAAAGAAGGAAACAUUGCAGUCACUGAGCAUAAUAUAUCACAGGAGUACCAGAGACAGCAUCAACUUGUUGUCCCUACGCAUUGCAUAGAAUUGUCCGGGCCUCUUACAAAGUUUGGCGAUUACACUAUCAAUGUGUCUGUGAGAGACGGUGUCAGUGUGCCCAUGCGGGUGACUGUGGAAGAGUGGAAGCCCAGAAUCGCUAAUCGAUGGAAGGAUGUGUUGGCUGCUACCGAGCAGUCUAGUUUACAAAGCUAAGAAUAUGCCUAGCUCAUUGUUUGGUUUAGAGGGAAGGAGGCUCUGGAUGCUGAUCAUAAUAAGAAAUUGUAUUCUUAUUAUCCACUUGGACCUUUAUGUUAAUAAAACUAGAAGUUUCUGUGAGCUCAGAGCAAACCACAUAAGAUUUGGGGUGGGGGGUGGGGGGCACAAUACUGAAACAUUAAAAAAUAUUGGGUGGGGGGAGGGCCCAGCCACUCCCUUACUGGUCAUUUCCUUAUAAUUUUUGAAAAUAUGGGGGGGGGGCAAAGGCCCCAAGUGCCCCACCCUCUGCUAUGGCCCUGGCGGAGCUUAAAGUGCUGUGGGCUUGCAGGGGAUUUCUAGUCUUAAAUCCUGUCAUUUUAUGAACUCUCAGUCUUCUGUGUCCAGGCAUUCAUAUGUCUCUCAAUUGCUGUAGAGCCAAUCAGAGCAGAUAGAUAGGGAUAGCGGUUCCUUAUACAACAGACUUCUUCAAGGGUUCUCUGUGAUUCAGCUGCUAGAAAUGCUUUGUCUUUAAACAUUGGAAAUUCUCCUGAGUUCUAAGGGAGGUGCACUUGAUCGGCCUAAAGCAGGCGUUUCACAGAAGAGAAGAUGAAAAGAGUUGUGGGAAAACCCCAACUGAUAGCAAGCUUGCAGAUUACAGCCCUCCCUUACUUGUGAUACAUGGUGCUGUUCUGGUAAUGCAUGCUCCUCAAGCCGAACUGAAAACUUUCUUUACUUAACACAGUAUUUGUAUAACCCCUUUGAUGGAGAUUUUAAACAUUGAAUAAAUAAAAAAUUGAAUGUAUAAACAA
Molecule: messenger RNA, 1490 nt
Organism: Nematostella vectensis (starlet sea anemone)
Lineage: Eukaryota; Metazoa; Cnidaria; Anthozoa; Actiniaria; Edwardsiidae
Product: 50S ribosomal protein L9
Exons: 1
Coding region: 1-699 (232 amino acids)
Biological process (GO): translation
Cellular component (GO): mitochondrion; ribosome
Molecular function (GO): structural constituent of ribosome
Source: RefSeq, a predicted model, not a curated record